Messenger RNA from Sipha flava (yellow sugarcane aphid), 873 nucleotides. RefSeq names its product enoyl-CoA delta isomerase 1, mitochondrial-like. Lineage: Eukaryota; Metazoa; Arthropoda; Insecta; Hemiptera; Aphididae. Gene Ontology annotation, cellular component: mitochondrion. The transcript is spliced from 6 exons. Gene Ontology annotation, biological process: fatty acid beta-oxidation. Gene Ontology annotation, molecular function: enoyl-CoA hydratase activity. Bases 32 to 859 code for a protein of 275 amino acids. The record is from RefSeq and is a predicted model, not a curated record.
AUACAAUAUAAUUUGAUUUUUAUACUUUACAAUGUUGAGAAGAUUAAUUUUAUCUAGAAAUAAUACUUUUAUUAAUUGUCGUUAUGCUUCUCAGUCCAUGGUUCAAACUACGGUUGACGAAAAAUCAGGCAUAGCCACAGUGACAAUGAAUAAAUCCCCUGUCAAUAGUUUAAAUCUUGAGUUUCUAGAUGAAAUUAAAACUGAACUUAAUAAAUUAGAAAAAGAUAAAGUUAAAGGAAUGAUGUUAACAUCAGGUUUACAAAAAAUAUUUUCAGCAGGAUUAGAUAUAACAGAAUUUUAUAAUCCAAAUCCUGAUAGAUUAUCAAAAUUUUGGUCUACUUUACAAGAUACAUGGCUCACUCUCUAUAAGACUCCAUUUCCUACUGCAGCUAUUAUAAAUGGUCAUAGCCCAGCAGGGGGAUGUUUGUUCGCCAUGAGUUGCGAUUAUAGAAUUAUGGUUGGACCAAAAUAUACUAUUGGGCUUAAUGAGACUAAAUUAGGAAUUGUUGCUCCUAAAUGGUUUAUAGAUACUAUGGUUGCAGUUAUUGGUCAAAGAAAAGCUGAAAUAUCAUUAACCACUGGAAAAAUGUAUACGACUGAUGAAGCAUUACAUAUUGGUUUAAUUGAUGAAAGUGUUCCAGAUGUAAAUACAGCUUUAACUCAAGGAAAUCUAUUUUUAAAUAAUUUUCAAAGGAUAUCUCCUUGGGCGUAUAAAAUGACUAAAGAUAUUACUCGCCAAUCAACUGUUCAAUGGUUGAUUGAUAAUAAACAAAAAGAUCUUGAUUUUGUUGUAACAUAUCUGCAAUCAGCAGAAGUUCAGAAAAGCCUAGGGCUUUAUUUACAAUCCCUCAAAAAAUAAACUAUAACUUUAUA